Molecule: messenger RNA, 1229 nt
Organism: Cuscuta campestris
Lineage: Eukaryota; Viridiplantae; Streptophyta; Magnoliopsida; Solanales; Convolvulaceae
Source: the annotation of a GenBank genome assembly
CAUGAUCCAUGAAACUGGUGAGGAAAUUCUGAUCAGUAAAACCGCAAUUCCAUUUCAUUAACUAAGCGCAAUGAACCGACUCUUUGCCGGGAACGUGACGACGACGAUGAGGAGGAGGCUGAUCGCCGCCGGCCGGUGCGUCGAAUCACUCUCCCCGUCGUCGGCUGCAGCGGUGGAUGGAUCGGCGAUGGCUACGAGGGCGCUCUGCUUUCCGUUGGGGAGCACGAGGAUGGUGAGCUCGUUCCCGGAUGUGAUUGCGCCGAAGUCGACGGAAAAGGGGAAGAGGGAUCAGAAGAAAGGCGGCGGCGGCGGAGAUGUGGUGGUUUCAAGCUAUUGGGGGGUGGUGCGACCUAAGGUCAUGAGAGAAGACGGCAGCGCGUGGCCGUGGAACUGUUUCAUGCCAUGGGAGACGUAUGAAGCAGACUUGUCCAUAGAUCUGCACAAGCGCCAUGUACCAAAGACGUUCACUGACAAAUUUGCACUCAGGACGGUGAAGCUGCUCAGAAUUCCAACGGAUCUGUUCUUUCGGAGACGAUACGGGUGUCGUGCUGUGAUGCUGGAAACUGUGGCGGCCGUUCCUGGUCUGGUUGGGGGAUUGCUUUUGCACCUCAAGUCUCUGCGCAAAUUUGAACAGAGUGGGGGCUGGAUCAAGGCGUUACUUGAAGAAGCCGAGAACGAGAGGAUGCACCUGAUGACCAUGGUGGAGCUUGUGAAGCCCAAGUGGUACGAGAGGCUACUGGUUCUUGCAGUCCAGGGAGUCUUCUUCAACUGUUUCUUUGUACUUUACCUCUCUUCCUCCAAAGUGGCACACCGAAUCGUGGGUUAUCUAGAAGAGGAGGCUAUACAUUCGUACACCGAGUUCCUGAAAGAUAUCGAGAGUGGGAAGAUCGAGAACGUCCCUGCUCCUGCCAUUGCAAUAGACUAUUGGAGGCUUCCAAAAGAUGCAACUCUUAAGGAUGUUAUUACAGUCAUUCGUGCCGAUGAAGCCCAUCACAGGGAUGUCAACCACUUCGCUUCUGAUAUCCGGGUGCAGGGGAAGGAAUUGAAGGAAGCACCAGCCCCUAUUGGUUACCACUGAUGAUAGAAUAUAUGCAAGUAGGACUGACUAUAUAUUAUAGUGAAAGGAGUAUGAAGCAUUCUCUUUCUUUCUUUUUUUUAGAUGGGAUUCUUUUAUUUAUAGGUCAAUGAAUAUAUCAUUUGUAUGUCACUAAUAAAAGCACUCCUUGCCU